Chaetura pelagica (chimney swift) is the source of this 750-nucleotide messenger RNA. It is a transcript of the gene GOSR1, whose product is annotated as golgi SNAP receptor complex member 1. Gene Ontology annotation, biological process: vesicle fusion; endoplasmic reticulum to Golgi vesicle-mediated transport. Gene Ontology annotation, cellular component: cis-Golgi network; Golgi medial cisterna; SNARE complex. Gene Ontology annotation, molecular function: SNAP receptor activity. Bases 1 to 750 code for a protein of 249 amino acids. The record is from RefSeq and is a predicted model, not a curated record. NCBI's taxonomy places the organism in Eukaryota, Metazoa, Chordata, Aves, Apodiformes, Apodidae. The transcript has 9 exons.
AUGUCACCUGAGGAUGAAGCUGUUCCUCAUCCCUUGGGUGAUCUCAGGAAGCAGGCGCGGCAGCUGGAGAACGAGCUGGACCUGAAGCUGGUCUCCUUCAGCAAACUCUGCACCAGCUACAGCAGCAGCCGAGACGGAAGGCGCGACAGCUCUGACACAACUCCUCUCUUAAAUGGAUCAAGCCAGGACAGAAUGUUUGAGACCAUGGCUGUGGAGAUUGAGCAACUCCUGGGAAAGCUGACUGGAAUAAAUGACAAAAUGGCAGAAUACACAAACAGUGCAGGAGUCCCCUCCCUGAAUGCUGCUCUGAUGCACACCUUGCAGCGCCACAGAGACAUCCUGCAGGAUUAUACACACGAAUUCCACAAAACCAAAGCAAAUUUCCUGGCAAUACGAGAAAGGGAGAACCUGUUGGGAUCAGUAAGAAAAGAUAUAGAGUCAUAUAAAAGUGGGUCUGGUGUGAAUAACAGAAGAACAGAACUAUUCCUGAAGGAACACGAGCACCUUCGAAACUCAGAUCGACUGAUAGAAGAAACAAUAAGCAUUGCCAUGGCAACUAAAGAAAAUAUGACUUCCCAGAGAGGGAUGUUGAAGUCAAUACAAAGCAAGAUGAAUACCUUGGCUAAUCGGUUUCCAGCAGUGAACAGCCUGAUCCAACGCAUCAACCUGCGGAAACGACGAGAUUCCCUCAUCUUGGGUGGCAUUAUUGGCAUCUGUACCAUCUUACUGCUGCUCUAUGCUUUUCAUUGA